Messenger RNA from Moesziomyces antarcticus, 552 nucleotides. RefSeq lists its product as uncharacterized. NCBI's taxonomy places the organism in Eukaryota, Fungi, Basidiomycota, Ustilaginomycetes, Ustilaginales, Ustilaginaceae. The transcript has a single exon. The record is from RefSeq and is a predicted model, not a curated record. Bases 1 to 552 code for a protein of 183 amino acids.
AUGGAGCGCAGGUUCUCGGAUUGGCGCCACCGGAAAAGUCAAGCAGGAUCAAAGGAUGGCGCUCCCUUGGCAAGUCCUGACAUCCAUGCAGAAGACGAGCCCUGGUUCGAGCAGUUCGAAAAGCUCCUCAACAACAAACAAAAUCCACAGAGCCCGCAAGGUCGCGAGCAAGGAGAGGUUGCUUCCAACUCAACUCCAUCAUGCUCUGACCCUCGACGAGAGCAAAGCCAGGACGCUGCAGAGCUGGGACUAACUGCGCCGUUGGCCAAAAAGCGAAAGUCUUCUGACUCAAUCUCGUCAAGCUCGGACUCGAUCUCGUCGAGCUCAUCUCUGCAGGAUGAUCAUUCAGACACAUCUUUUGAAGCUCUGAUGGAGGCUUCGGACCGUCGCAUAAGAGCACUCGAGCUGCAGUGUAAGCAGGCAAGGCAGAGGCAACUCGCUUUGAUACCGAGGUUGUUCCGAGAAAUGGACGACAUGUAUGAUGACGUGGAAGAACACUUGCUUGACUCCAUGAAGGUCAUGCUUUUGCAAAACCUGCUGCAGAGCAUCUAG